GAAGUGUAAAAACAAGUCAGUUCAGUUUGCAAUUUAUUUCGAAUUAACUAAUAUAUUGUCAGCCAUGGGGAAAAAGGAUUCAAUGACAAGAGGACCAAUUGUUGAAAAUUACCGAAAGCGUAUAGGUAAGCAAGAUUAUAAGAAGUCAAAAAGUGCGAUAAAAGAAAUGAAGACGAUAGCUGAAGCUAAAAAGUCAUCAACUGCACUUUCGGACAUCGUUCUUGUUGCGGUAGCUUUUUCUGUGAUACUCGCAUUGCUGUAUGUCAUGUUCUAUGCAUCCCUGGCGAAAUGAUCAAACUAAAGCAAAUAAUAAGAUUCAUAGCUGCAUAUCAAAGAGGCAGAAGUAGUAGUGAUGAACAACGAGUCUAAUUAAAUGAGCAAAACAUAUUCUCAGUUUUUAUCUCAUCGUAACAAAUUGACAUUAUUUCAUAUUAUAUUCUGUAUUUCUAAUGUAGCAUUUUACCAUAUCCUGGUGCAAUUGCCUUUUUGUUAUUCAAGUGGAUUUAGUAUUUCAAAUAUAUAUUUUUAUAAUCUUA
Styela clava is the source of this 536-nucleotide messenger RNA. Its product is annotated as triple QxxK/R motif-containing protein-like. NCBI's taxonomy places the organism in Eukaryota, Metazoa, Chordata, Ascidiacea, Stolidobranchia, Styelidae. Gene Ontology annotation, cellular component: endoplasmic reticulum membrane. The record is from RefSeq and is a predicted model, not a curated record.